GCAGCAGCGUGAAGAAACGAUCUACCGACGACAUCAACAGAUCAUCACUCGUAACGUGUCCCACGAUCGUCGUCGUCCCUAAAUCGACACAACAACUCGUUAAAGUGUCACAACCUUCACCAAAAUUAUACUUAUCAUCAAGAAAUAGAGAAUAAUCAGUGACCUUAGUCCAGUGUCAACAUCACGCAGGUGUUACCUACGUACUGUGAGUGAGGCGUCGUCCAACACCAUUUGCAGGCUUCCGGAGGAGAAGAAUCUUAACAGAAACUGCCGGUGCUGUGGAGUGGGACCUGCAGGAGUCAUCCCGGCCGACGUGCCCUCGGCCAGGGGCAAGUUGCUUUACAGUGCACGGUAUCACUGGAGACUAGGCCGCCACCGUACAAAGUGUGUUUCAAAGACGAACGCGCUGCAGAACACCAUUUACAGUUGGUGCAAGUGUAGCAGCCACAAGUUGCAUCUCGCGAAGCCCCAUUAGCGUAGCCUUGUUUGCUAGCAAGUUUAUCAGAGGAGAAGAAACUGGUGCUCAUAAUGGCGGAAACUAUAUCGCUUAAGCUGGAUCAUAAACUCCUCAAUCCUAAUUUUGAUGGCUAUAAAUUGUUUUCUGAUGCAGGUGUGACAGUGUACACUCAAACAUUAAAAGAAGGAGUUGGAAGAAGAAAAAGCUACUCAAAUUGUUACUUGCACACAAGAUUGGAAGCACUUCACAACCAUCUCUUUGGAGACCCUUUUCAUCCAUUGUCUGUAUACUACUUCAAUAACAGAGGUCAUCUUGUCAAGUGUAAUUAUUCAGAAGACUCAAGAUUAAGCACUGGUGAAGUUGUUUGGCAAGCUGAUCUAUCAAAGAGCUGUGAAGAUGAGUGUGAAGCCAGCAUAGGUUUAAGUGGACACUAUCAAGCAAGUGUGCACUUCCCAUCCUCUGAUGUAGCUGUAGUAAACACUGGGCAAGGAGCUUUACACGUCUUGGAGACAGGCGACCGCAACAUUACCCACAGCUGGCUGCUGAGCUUUGAAUGCAAUGCACAGAAUGGUGUAAUAGCCCACGCCAGCCUGCUGAGAGGGGAUGAUGACAAACGAUUCCUGCAUUGUCUCCUUGUUGCUGUUACAACUCCAAACAAUCUGAUUAAUAAUCCUGAAUAUGUUGUUACUGAUGAAAAGCUAGAAAACACAAAGGAUUCAGCUUUGCAUCUCAUCCAUUGGCUUACCAUUACCAAUAAUGGUGUUUCUUGGGAACUAACCCGCACUAGAACUGUUGCAGGAGAGGGUACCAUAGAAUACUGCUCAUUAGAUGAAAUGGCCAAAGGGUUGCUUAUUUUAUGUCAUAAAAAUUAUUCAUUUGUAGCAGAUUCAUCACAACCUUUAACAAAACCCGAUCUUCAUUCUCAAGAGGAAGAAUCACCUUUUACAUAUUUGCAAAAUGAUGAAAACAUUACUGUCAUGAUGAAUGUUGACACAGCACUGAAAGAAGAGGUAAAAGUAGAGGUUACUGCAAAAGAGCUUAAUGUUCAUAUCUCCGACAAACAAAUUCUCCAAGGACAUUUCCAGCACCCUGUUAAAGCCGACUUAGUCACAUGGACACUUGUUGAUGGUAAACUUGAGGUAAUCUUGACGAAGGUGUCUGCAGGAGUGACCUGGCAAAAAAUCUUUGAUUCUUCUGAUAUGGAUGAAGAGGAAAUACCUGAUCAUCAAAUGGUUGAAGAUGUCAACCAAAAACUGGCACACCUCACAUCAAAUAAAUGGAACCCAAGUCCAGAUCUUGAGAAAUCUGCAUAUAAUGCUGGCCAGCUGGAAGCUUGUGACGAAGCAAGUGAAGACUUGCUUCUGGUUCGUCUUGACGGCGCCUCUCAUCAACUAUCAAAUUUAGGUCAUCUUGGCCCUACACAGCACCUGUUUAAUUCACAGGUUCAUGAAGUGUCACUCCCGGCAUUUUGCCUUCGACAUGAUGUUGAUGGUAUCUUAUGGCAGCCAAGUGGAGUUGACACCUUCACUCAUGUAGCCACCUUCAAUGCCUUUGGUUAUGUGAAGGCCUCUAAGACCAUGGCAAAAUUUACUUGUUCUUCUGCAGAUGCUUCCUAUGUGGCUGUGGCAGAUGUUAAGAGUCAUAUUUAUGUAUUCUUUCAACCUGAAGCAUUUGGUGGUGAACUGCGUAACAGAAAAUCAGGGAAGAGAAUGAAUACAGUAGCAAGACAACUAGUGAUCUCCUUGAAGACUCAUUCCGAGAUCCUAGGCCUUCAUGCUUCUCCCGGUGUCCUCUUUGUACUAACAGAUGAAACACUUUAUGCUUAUUGCAUACGCAACUUGUAGUAUUUUGUGUGCAUUUUGCUGGUUGCCUAUUUCUAGAAUAUUUAUGCAUUUGAAUAUGUUUUAAGAUGUAAUGUGCACAUUUUUUCUAAUAAGUAACUUUAUUGUAAUUACUUGGAUUAUUCAGAGGAAAAAUUACUGGCAUACGAUGUUCCCUUUGUCUGUUUACUCCAUCACUUCUCGUAUUGUAUCUUUCACUCACUCGUGCGACACAAUUAGUGUUUUCCUAAGUCUGAGUUUCUGUAGUAAUUUUAUCCAUGCUAUCAAGGAUAUAGGCUGACGUGUGUAACAUGUUCUUAAGAA
This is a messenger RNA of Procambarus clarkii (red swamp crayfish), 2601 nucleotides long. Its product is annotated as nudC domain-containing protein 1. The record is from RefSeq and is a predicted model, not a curated record. Lineage: Eukaryota; Metazoa; Arthropoda; Malacostraca; Decapoda; Cambaridae.